Messenger RNA from Nothobranchius furzeri (turquoise killifish), 4697 nucleotides. It is a transcript of the gene esama, whose product is annotated as endothelial cell adhesion molecule a. The record is from RefSeq and is a predicted model, not a curated record. Lineage: Eukaryota; Metazoa; Chordata; Actinopteri; Cyprinodontiformes; Nothobranchiidae. Gene Ontology annotation, biological process: homophilic cell-cell adhesion. Gene Ontology annotation, cellular component: adherens junction; plasma membrane. Gene Ontology annotation, molecular function: cell-cell adhesion mediator activity.
GGUUCCGACCCAAAUGCAGCUUUUAUUAAUGAAAAGACAAAACACCCCCAGAGCAGGGCUGCAGCUGCUGCCGGACAGGCCUGAGGCCUCGGCCAAGCCGGCGCGCUCCACUUUCACAUGAAGGUAAAGCAUUCACCUGUGCCAGACAGGAAGUGAGACAUGGUUCAGCGUUAAGGGGUGGUUUUCAUUUAUUAAUCACUUUUACCUUCUACCUUUGGGGACUCUUCAGCUGAAGGGCAGUGGGUGACACUGGUCUGGAGGACAUCACACCACCAGACAGAACCAGCCUUAGAUGCUUUAUUCAUGGGGACAGCCAUGUCAUUCCCCUGGUGGCCAGAAGGGGGCUACAUGUGCAUGAACGCCUGUGGGAAGAGCAGAUCUCAUGGACUGCAGCUGUCUGCACCAGGACCAGGUGGAAUCAGACACCUCUGGGAUGAUCCCAGUGGGAUCCAAAUUGUUUUGUUCAGGAAACCAGUCCAGUUAGAACCAGUGUGGGCCAACAACAACGCGAGGGCUCAGCUGGUGGGAUCCAUCAGAACCAGGACCUGGUGUCCUUGGACCUUUUACUGUUUCCUGUCCUGGUUCUGUCGGUACUGGACUAAGGGCUGACCGCUGACCUUGAAGUUGGUCCUGGCUGCGAACAGGUACAGGUGUGUCAAGUAGAACCAAAGCAGACCAAAAAGAUGAGACGGAAAUCGUCUUUGCUUUCAAAAUAAAAUCACGGUAGUGAGCCGGCGCUGUCGCAGCUUUAUUUUGAAGUUCUUAAGCGGAAACCAAUGCAGAUUGAAGCGGACUGAAGAAGCGAAAGGUGGAGCGGCUCCGGUCCUCCCCUCCCCGCCCGUCAUGAGGGGACACGCAGAGACACAAGACCCGACCAGUCUGCUGUUCCUGUCCGGAGAGCCUGUUAGGACCCGAACCUGGAAAGUCUGAUGAGAAGAAGCAUGAAGGUCCAUCCCAGAGCCACGCUGCUGCUGCUGCUGCUCUCAGGUGAGUGGGUCCAAACUUCGAUGAUCAAUAUGGAAGCCAUCCAGGGUCAAAAGGUGGUGCUGAAGGCCUCAUACAACCCGGAUCCACUUAGUGACCUGAACACCAACACCAUCAUCUGGAAUUACAUCAAAAACACCACCCAGCCGAUCAUCUCAUACACCAAAGGGUCCAUAAUUGUGGGCUCCACCCAGUUCAAUGGGCGUGUUGGGUUUGUCGCCACCAUGCCUUCGCAAGAUUUGUCCCUGUACAUCAACAACACUAGGGAGUCCGACUCGGGCUACUUUUCCUGUCAGGUUAUUACUCCCAACAACCUGCAGCCUCCUACGGAAUUCAAUCUGGAAGUGAAAGUCCCUCCUGCUGUUCCUAAGUGUUCUCUGCUUGGGAAGCCAGUGCUGAAAGGAAAUGUGACCCUGACAUGUGCGUCUGUUGCUGGGAAACCCCUCCCUCUGUACAAGUGGAAGAAGACCAGCCCCACCUCGGAGGUCUUCUUCUCACCAACGCUCAAUGAGAAGGCCGGCACUUUGAAGCUAAACAACCUGAGUAGUAACAUGUCAGGAAAAUACGAGUGCACAGCCAGCAACACAGCCGGAUCAGAGACUUGCUUCAUCAACCUGGAGGUUGUUAACUCUAAUAAACUGGGAAUGACUGUUGGUGCAGCAGUUGGGUCAGUGUUGGGCUUCAUCUUCAUACUCGCCAUCUGCGUCGGCUUCCUGUUCUUUUUCAAAAGGCGGAGAGAGAACGAGGAUGACAUAGCCAAUGACAUCAAGGAGGACGCUCAGGCUCCUAAACGAGUGUCCUGGGCAAAGAGUGGACUGGGUUCAGAGCUUAUCUCCAAGAACGGCACUCUGUCUUCUAUUGCCUCCAGCCAACACUUCAGAUCACCCCACCAGCACCAUCAACACCAUUUACAGCAAUACCCCCAGCAUCCUGCCUCAGACACUGCCUCUAUAAUCACAGCAACUGGCAGCACAGCUGGGUACCGUCCAGCCCGCCUCCAGGGAGCCUCCACCAGCUACAGUUACAACAACAGCAGCACAUUACCAGCUGGGCAGCAAGUUUCCUCCCUUCCUACCAACAGUGGAAGCCCUGUUCCAGUGCAGGAGCGCUAUGGCCAGCUGCCCCAGGCACUGCCUCAAACCUACAGCCAGGUUCCAGGGCGGCUUCAGACUGCCCCCUCUCCACCACCGCUUCCCACUUCCACCUUCACUGCCUCUAACAUCAGCCGAAUGGGGGGGGUGCCCAUUAUGGUUCCAGCUCAGAACCAGGCAGGCUCUCUGGUCUGACAGGGACAGCAUAUGGCUCUGUUGUCCCAGAGCACCAGCGACUUCUCAGAAGUUCAUCUAGGUUUACUUCACGGUUUAGUAAAGAACAUCAGAAAAUAGCUCCACGUGUUUUAGGUUUCACUGAUGGUUUACCUGUUUUUUAUUCACAGUUUUUUUUUUUACUGUUUUCAACCUAACGGAUGCCAAUGGAUACAGUGUGUACCUGCUUAUAUUACCUUUGUUGUCUUUGAUAAAUUCGCCUCUAAAGCCUUUGUCACCGGUCAUCUACAGGAAUCCUUUUCAGAUGUAUUUAUUUUACGAAAACGGAGUCAGAGGUAGAAAAGAGAAUACUGUUUUUCAAGCUAUGACUUUACCACCACUAGGAAGUUAACAUCACUAGGAUCUGAUCAGUCGGUGAGGACAUUCCACAUCAUCAGGGUAUCCGCGGGUCCUUAAAAAGUCUUAAAUUUGCUUUUCCAAAUUUAAGGUCUUAAAAAUCCUUAAAAAUGACAAAUAAUCCUUAAAUAAAGUUUCCAAAGAUCUUAAAUUACCAAACACCCAAUAAACAAGAAUCUUUUAUUUCUAUAAAAUUUUCUUGAAUUUCUAGUUAGUAUUCAGCAUUUUUUGUGUAUGAUGUGUAAGCGGAACCAUACACACUCAGUUGGUUGUGAAAGGGGGCUAUUUUUAGAUGAGCACAUUAGCUGGUUAAGCUAGUGGUAGCUUGCGCCAUGGGGAAGUGCAGGUUUAAUGGUAACCGGAUGGCUAAUCCCACGUUCGCAACGUGGUUAGCACCGGUUCCAGGUAAUGGCUGGAAAUUAUAGCUUAGAUUUGGUCAAAGUGGCCUUAAAAAGGUCUUAAAAAGUCUUAAAUUUGCCCCCCUUUAAGGGGCAUUAUGGAAGUUUGACAGCCAAAACAUGUAUAGAAAUAAUAAAUUUCUUCUUCAUACAUUCUCCUGCAGUGCCCUGGUCCUGUAGAAUGAGCCCUGGCAUUUUUACUGUGAUUGCCUGUUUUUCUGUGAAAUCACAGAAAAAGAAACUUGCUUGGGUCGAGCAGGCUGCUUCAUGCGCGUUCACGCUCAGGCAUAGCGCGUAGCGUUUGCUAUCAGUAGCUUUAGCAACAGAGAGUGAGAUAGUGCCAACUCAGCGACUUUGUCACUGUUCCUAACGCCUAGCGAUGAACCUAGCUACAUUUCUGAGGACCCUUAGCUACUUUCUUCUAGAUAUUUCCUGCAAAUUAGCAACAAAAUAGCCAUUUUUGCUCCGAACCGUUCUUUGAAUGUUGUUUCAGCUAUCAUCCACUAUAUAAGAGUUACAGACUGGUGAUUUAGCUCACCUAGUAAGAUGUUGGAGACUUGUGCUGAAGAUCUGGGUUCAAUUGUGGAUGUGAACAUAAAUAAUUUAGAGUUUAUUUUUUACAUUAAUGGUAUAUUAUUUUACAGUAAGAUGCCCUAAUUUUUAUUUGAGACUCGCCGAACGGCAUUGAAUUCACAGAUUUAAAAAAAUGUGGGUUCAACUUUCAUUUUGGAACAAUUUUUCAAGCAAGGGAAGGGAAGCUCUGUGAAGCUGACGGACUGACCCAUCUUAAAGCUUUGUCUGCUGUGCUGAAGAGAAAGGUACAGAACCGAAUAAUUUAAUUAAUUAGCUGUGUGUUCUCCUGUCCUCUGUCCUCCGGGCCACACACACACACACACACACACACACACACACACGGGACUGUCUCAGCUGUUAUUUUCGUUAAGGAGUGUGCACGUACAGCAUGCGCGCCUCGUGCACAAGCCUACUAUUGAAGCUGCCGUUACACUUUUGGCCUUAGGGGGCAAUCACGAGCAUAAAAAUUCAAAACUCCGUAACGUCCCUUUAAACCUGCAGAUACCCUGGUCAUGUCUGGAGAUACGAAGAAGUCCUCUGAUCUAACAAGUUAGUGGUAUCUUUCUAGUUGGUUUAUUUAGUUAAUGCAACAUUUUGAACCGAACAGCUACAUUGCUGCCUCUGCUGCUGGAGUCUCGCAGCAGCACACAUGCAGAGUGCAUCCAAGCAUGCGUCAUACGGUUUAAACAGACAGCAUCAUUGUAGACCUACAGGCUUUUGUCACUUACACCUUUAGUGCAGAUGAAUAACUGAUAGAUUCAAAUAUCUGCAAUGGAUUGAUGAUUAAACUUUUACUCUGAACUGGUCUGUGCUGAAUAAUCACUUUCAUUGUUUUUCAGCCUCGAUAAAGUGUGAAUAUAUUUAUUUGUGGUUAAAGGUGUUAGAAACAGCCUGCAUGAGUCUGACUGUUGAGGACAUGUUGGUCUCUGAACCAAAGACUGAGAGCACUGCUCACGUCUUUAUGUCCACGUGUCUUCAGACAGAACCUGGUGUCUGUUACGGAAACACAACACGUAUGUUAUGAUUGAAACCAUUUUAUAACCUGAAUGCUUUUAUAAUAAAGUUGGAUUUUAAAACAUGA